Lycium ferocissimum is the source of this 2112-nucleotide messenger RNA. RefSeq names its product DEAD-box ATP-dependent RNA helicase 5. Lineage: Eukaryota; Viridiplantae; Streptophyta; Magnoliopsida; Solanales; Solanaceae. Gene Ontology annotation, cellular component: nucleolus. The coding region runs from base 50 to 1768 and encodes 572 amino acids. The transcript has 13 exons. Gene Ontology annotation, molecular function: RNA binding; RNA helicase activity; ATP binding. The record is from RefSeq and is a predicted model, not a curated record. Gene Ontology annotation, biological process: rRNA processing.
GUUUCCUUAAACCUUAGGGUUUUGUGUCUUCUCUACACAUUGAGCAGCCAUGGUAGCAAAAAAACAGUUAGAUGAUGAACCACAAACCCUCAACAAUUCAACAAACAAUGAAUCUAAAUCCCAUAAGAAGCACAAGAGAAAGCUUGAAGAUCCUGAGAAUGAAAUUGUUGUAGAAUCCAAGAAAGAGAAAAAAAAGAAGAAAAAGAAACAAGAACAAGAAGGGUUUAAUGGAAAGAUUGAAACUUUAUGUGGGUCUAAUGGAAAUACUGAAAUAAUUGAUGGGUCAGUUGAAUUAUCUGAAAAAAAGAAGAAAAAGAAGGAGAAGAAGCAGAAACAAGAACAAGAAAAUGGGUUUAAUGGAAAGAUUGAAACUUUGAGGGGGUCUAAUGGAAAUACUGAAAUAAUUGAUGGGUCAGUCGAGUUAUCUAAUGGGGAAGUUGUUAAAGAAAGUAGUAGUACAAAUGUGGUGGUUACUGGUAAAGGUGCUAAUGAGUUAAAGUACAAAGCUUUAGUUAAGUUUGUUGAUUCAGGGUUACCAAGUGAAGUAUUGGAAUGUUGCAAGAAUUUUGAGAAACCAUCACCAAUUCAAUCUCAUUCUUGGCCUUUCCUUUUAGAUGGACGCGAUUUCAUUGGAAUCGCGAGAACUGGAUCAGGUAAGACAUUGGCUUUUGGUAUUCCUGCUAUUAUGCACAUCAUGGGUAAGAGGAAGAGUAAAAAGUCUAAGAAUCCGGUUUGCCUUGUGCUUUCGCCUACAAGGGAGCUAGCUCAACAAAUAUCAGAUGUUCUCUGCGAGGCUGGGAAGCCUACUGGUGUUCAGUCAGUUUGUCUAUAUGGUGGAGUUGAUAAGCACCAUCAAAAGGCUUCUCUUAGAUCUGGUGUGGAUAUUGUUAUUGGAACCCCUGGUCGUUUGCAGGAUUUGAUGGAAAUGGGAGUUUGCAAUUUAAAAGAGGUUUCUUUUGUGGUGCUAGAUGAAGCUGAUCGCAUGCUCGAUUUAGGUUUUGAACCAGCAGUCCGUGCCAUAUUGAGCCAAACAUGCUCUGUUCGGCAGAGUGUCAUGUUCAGUGCUACAUGGCCUGCGGCUGUUCAUCAAUUAGCUCAAGAAUUCAUGGAUCCCAAUCCAAUCAAGGUAGUUGUAGGGUCAGAAGAUUUAGCUGCCAACCACGAUGUCAUGCAAAUUGUCGAGGUAUUGGAAGAUCGAGCACGUGAUGAGCGUCUUCAAUGCUUACUGGAAAAGUACCACAAGUCCAGAAGGAAUAGAGUAUUGGUUUUUGUUUUAUACAAGAAGGAAGCAUCUCGUGUUGAAAUGAUGCUACAGAAAAGGGGUUGGAAAGUUGUGUCCAUUAGUGGUGACAAGCAACAACAUGCCCGUACUAAGGCGUUGUCACUCUUCAAGGAUGGAAGCUGUCCUCUAAUGAUAGCUACUGAUGUAGCUGCUCGAGGACUGGAUAUUCCUGAUGUUGAAGUUGUGAUAAAUUAUAGUUUCCCUUUGACAACAGAGGAUUAUGUUCAUAGAAUUGGAAGAACUGGAAGGGCUGGUAAAAAAGGUGUAGCUCAUACAUUCUUCACUAAGGAUAACAAGGGACUUUCUGGGGAGUUGAUAAAUGUCCUCAGAGAAGCUGGACAGAAUGUUCCAGCUGCCCUUCUUAAUUUCGGAACCCAUGUAAAGAAAAAGGAGUCCAAGCUCUAUGGUGCUCAUUUUAGAGAAAUUGAUGCAAAUGCUCCAAAGGCUACAAAAAUAAAAUUUGGCGAUUCUGAUAACGAAGAUUGAGAAAACCAAUAUCAUCGCUGCCAAUUUGUCAUUGAGUUGUAGCAACACAACUCCUUUGAAUUGGUUCCUCGCUUCAACAUCCCAACAUUCUAUAGAAUCAUUUGAGGCGGAUACAUGGAGAAGUGGAUCAUUGUGAGAAGAAUACAAGAGAUAUCUCACAGAUAUCCGCUCAUGUACGUCCACAGAUGCCUUAAUCUAUUGGCGCUGUAAUGUCCUAGAUAAUGAGUUUGAAGUAUAGUCUUUUAGAAUCUUAAUAUUCUUUUAUGCGAUUCGUUUCAUUUCCAGGAUGCAAAUGUAACUUUUUGAAGUAUAUCCCAGAUUGAUUGUUAAUUUUCUCUUUGUUA